Molecule: messenger RNA, 837 nt
Organism: Camellia sinensis
Lineage: Eukaryota; Viridiplantae; Streptophyta; Magnoliopsida; Ericales; Theaceae
Product: putative homeobox-leucine zipper protein ATHB-51
Biological process (GO): positive regulation of DNA-templated transcription
Cellular component (GO): nucleus
Molecular function (GO): sequence-specific DNA binding; DNA-binding transcription factor activity, RNA polymerase II-specific
Source: RefSeq, a predicted model, not a curated record
GCCAUUUUUCUAGCUUGAAGCAGAUGAAGAGAGUGAAAUUUGUUGAAUGGUUCUAAAUUAUUGGCAGGACUAGAGACGAAGUACCCGGCAGCCGCGCAGGGGUCGCACCACGCGGGGGUGGCUAUUUCAGGAAUGGAAAAGAACAGUAAUUGUGACGGGGGAGGAGGAGGAGGGAAUGAGAAGAAGAAGAGACUGACAAGUGAGCAGUUAGAGUCACUUGAGAGUAGUUUUCAGGAGGAGAUAAAGCUGGACCCUGACAGGAAGAUGAAGCUUGCCAAGGAGCUGGGACUGCAGCCUCGUCAAGUUGCUGUUUGGUUCCAAAACAGACGAGCUAGGUGGAAGGCUAAGCAGCUCGAGCGCUUGUACGACUCUCUCAAACUCCAAUUCGAUUCUGUUUCCAGGGAGAAACAGAAGCUCCAAGAUGAGGUUUCGGCAUUGAAAGCUAUGGUGAAGGACCAAGCCAUGAAGAACAUUCAAGCCUCCGCAGGUCACACAGAAAUCUCUGGUGAAGAGACAGUGGAGAGCACGUCGGUGCGAAACCGGAGCUCUAGCAGACAUGGUGGAACAAGUCACCCACAGAUGGGUCACGGAAACUCUGCUUUCAAUGUCGACGAACUCAAUCCGGUGAUGCCGCCCUAAUGCUGGGGUGCUGUUCUGUCUUCUUCUUAUCCUUGAAUGCGAUUUGCUAGGUUGUUUGUAAAAUUAUAACUACUUCUCUAAUUAGUUUGAAGUUAGCUUUUCAUAUGCCCCAUGAGGAGGUUAUUAUUAUUAUUAUCAGCUUGUCUCCCAUUGCUUUUCGGAUUGGUAUGUUUUAAAAUUGAAUCGGUGAGUGAAUUG